AGUCUACCAGUGAGCCUGUCUGCCUCGCUUGUGUUCAGUCCUUCCCAUUCCUCUGCAAGUCGCAACUCGCAACGCAAAGCGCAAGGAGCAUUUCAAAAACCCUACCUCCCUACCCCACUUCGCAGUCCGCACCGCACCCACCCCGAUCUCCUUCUCCCACCCAGAUCGCCGGCCCGUGGCGGCACGAAAUGGAGGUGCCGCCGGAGAUGCUCGACGCCCUCGCAGGCUGGUUCGCGCAGUCGCUCUCUCCCGACACCGCCGCGCGCCGCGGCGCCGAGCAGAGCAUCGCCUCCGCCGCCUCCUCCCCGGGCUUCGCGCUGGCGCUCCUCGGCCUCGCGGCCUCCCCGCGCCACGACCUCCAGGCCCGCCUCGCCGCCUCCGUCCACUUCAAGAAUCUUCUCCGCCGCCGGUGGCCCAAGCCCGACGCCGAUGCCGACGCCGACGUCGACCACCUUCCCGCCUCCGACUGCGCCAUCAUCAAGGCGCACCUUCUCCAGCUCCUCCUCACCACCCCGCCCCUCAUCCAGGCGCAGCUCUCCGAGGCCCUCGCCGCCGCCGCGGCCUCCGAUUUCCCCGCCAGGUGGGAGUCCCUUCUCCCGUCCAUCGUGUCCUCCCUAGGCACUGCCGUCAACGCGGGGGACAUCACCGCCACCAACUCUCUUCUCGCUGCCGUGGUGUCGCUCUUCUCUCGCUUCCGCAACGCAUUCGACAAUAAUGCCCUCCGCCUCGACCUCAAGUACUGCCUUGACAUCUUCGCCGCCCCACUCCUUGAGGUUUUUCUCUUUGCCUCCCGCCGCCUUCAAGCCGCUGCCACCACGGCCAACCCGCUCGAGCUCCGUCCCGUGUUUGAGUGCCUUCGCCUCUGUUGCGAGAUCUUCUACUCGCUUAACUCCAUUGACCUUCCUGAGUUCUUCGAGGAUAACAUGCGCCAGUGGAUGACAGAGUUCCAAGCCUUCCUCACCACAUCCUACCCACCGCCUGUUGAGGCAGAUGGUGCCCCGGAUGCGCUCCGUGCUGCUGUCUGUGAUAACCUGCAGCUUUAUAUGGAGAAGUACGAGGAGGAGUUUAGGGGAUACCUGAAGGAGUUUGUUGAGGCUGUGUGGGGGCUCCUCAUGGCGCAGACCGCUUCGCCUUCCCGUGUGCAGCUUGCCGUUACUGCGAUAAGGUUCUUGACUACAGUUGCUGAGAGUGUGCACCAUGCUUUAUUUGGGAGUCCUGAGGCGAUGAAGCAGAUAUGUGAUAGUGUCGUUGUGCCUAACUUGCGCCUGCGGGAUGAGGAUGAGGAGUUGUUUGAGGGCAAUUGGGUGGAAUAUGUCAGGCGCGACUCUGAGGGUAGCGAUGCAGAUACACUCAGACGGGCAGCGUGCCGGUUGCUGCGGGGCCUUGCAGCGAACUACCAAGAGCAGGUGGCUGCACUCGUCUCAGCACAGGUCCAGCAGAUGUUGGUUGCAUAUGCUGCUAAUCGGUCAAACAACUGGAAGGAGAAGGAUGCUGCAAUAUACCUUGUUAUUGCUCUUAUGCAGAAGCCUGGUGCCACAGGUGGUGGCACACCUGUGGUUGACAUGGAGAGCUUCUUUACAUCUGUGAUUGUGCCUGAGCUCCAAGCCCCUGAUUGGCAGUCUGAGCCAAUGUUGAAGGCAACUGUGCUCAGGUUCUUGAAGGAGUUCAAGGAUCAGAUCCCCAAAGCUACUGCACUGGCACUCCUACAAAGUGUGAUGCGGUUUUUGAUGCAUGAGUCCAAUGUUGUUCAUUCAUAUGCUGCAACUUUUAUCGAGAACCUGUUGAUAAUCAAGGAUGCUGUACCGGUACCAGGGGUGACCACAGUGAUCAGGUCUCCACGUUAUGUUGCUGCUGAUAUCAAUCCAUUUGCCCCACAGAUCAUUCAGAACCUGUCCACAGCACUAGGUUUCCCUGAUUCACAAGAGAACCCCUACCUGAUGAAGUGCCUGAUGCGGGUGCUUGGGAUUGCUAAUAUUGCUGGUCAAAUUGUUCAUGAGAUCACAGCUCAACUUGUGGGUAUUCUCAUGGAAGUGUGUAAUAAUCCCAAGAACCCUGACUUCAACCAUUACUUGUUUGAGGCUCUGGCAGCAGUUAUUGGCCGGACUGGUGAGCAGGACCCAACACUACUCCCUGCUUUUGAGACCAGCCUCUUUCCAGUGCUCCAGAGGAUAUUGGUUGAGGACAUCUCAGAGUUCUGGCCAUAUGCUUUUCAGAUAUUUGCUCAACUUGUCAAUUUGAGCCGACCACCUCUCUCACAGAAUUACAUGCAGCUAUUUGGUGUCCUUCUCAGUAAUGCAACUUGGGACCGGCCACCAUGUGUUCCUGCCUUGGUUCGUUUGCUGCGAGCAUUCCUUAGGAAAAUUCUAAAUGAGCUAAACCAAGAGGGCAGGCUUCCAAAUAUAUUGGCAAUAUCCCGUAGCCUCCUCUCACGCAGCAGCACUGAAGAUUCUGCAUUCUACAUGCUGAACACACUAGUGGAAAACGUUGGUUUUGACAUUCUGAACCCAUAUAUAAGUGAGAUAUGGAGUGCUUUGUUUACUCGGCUACAGACUAGACAGACAGUGAAAUUUGUGAACUCUCUUGUGGUUUUCAUGUCGCUAGUGCUGGUCAAAUAUGGGUCAAGUGUUCUUGUCAAUUCCGUUGAUGCAAUUCAGCCAAAUCUUUUCACCCAAAUCCUUCAGCGAUUUUGGAUUCCCAACCUCAAUUUGAUCAAAGGUGCUCUUGAAGUUAAGUUGACAGCAGUUGCUUCGAUAAAGUUGCUUUGUGAGUCUGCGGUCCUGUUGGAUGCUGCAGCAGCCCAGUUAUGGGGUAAAUUACUUGACAGUAUUGUCACACUAUUGUCCAGAAUGAAUCAAGAUGGAUCACAACAAGAGCAUAAUGAUGGUACUGAUGCAGUGGAUACUCAGAAGACAUCAAGUUAUUCUGUUUCAUUUGUACGACUUCAAUAUGCUGGGAAGAGUGAAGAUGACCUUUUGAAAGAAGUAAAUGAUCCAAAACAGUUUGUGGUCACAUCCUUAGCCACAAUUUCUGCCCAGUUUCCUGGGAGGUUUGGUCCUGUCAUUGAGCAGCAUGUGGACCUAGCAAACAAAAGUGUGCUUCUUCAACUUUGUGCAGCCUACAAUGCCAACAUUGUCUAGGCUAUUUAACCGAGGGAGCUAUUUAACUUCACUGGAAGGUGCAGCCCCGUCCCCGUAUAUGAACAAGGACAUUCCGGUCACGUUCACCGUUUUACAUGCAUGAGUCUUCGAGCCGUUGGAUGGAACGCACGAAAUCCCCUUGAUCUUUCUACAAGGAAUAAAAUAAAUUUGUUUCUAGCAAACAACGCCACAAGGAUGAGUUUCUCACACACUACUGGCCAUGGUGUUGGUUUAAGUGAAGUUAGGGGGAGGAUGAUAUCCUGUACACAUGGAUCGGAACGCUGGUGCAGAAACAGAAUUCUGGUCUUUAAAAUCGGAUUUAACGGUUCACGCUAUGAGAGGUUUUUUUUUACAAAGUGAACCGUGUUUUUAAAAAAACCGCGUUAGAUCUGAUUUUAGAUGCUAGAAUUCUAGUAUAUUUUAUCAGCACCGGAUAUCAUCGGCAUAGGGCGUUAUUGGGCGACGACCAAGACCAGGGGGCGACAAGAUGAGCUGAAGUCGCUACCUUGCUUUUUACAGACGCGAUAAGUUUGUAUUCUUUUUUUCGUACUUUGCUUUUUUUAUUUUAAAUUUUUAAAUAUCUCAAGCCUUGAUUGAGUUUAUUAGUCCAUCAAUUGUACUCUUGCACAGAUCUAGAUUAUUUUAUGAUUUUAAUUACAU
Zea mays is the source of this 3797-nucleotide messenger RNA. Its product is annotated as exportin-2. Gene Ontology annotation, cellular component: cytosol; nuclear envelope. The record is from RefSeq and is a predicted model, not a curated record. Bases 189 to 3137 code for a protein of 982 amino acids. Gene Ontology annotation, biological process: protein import into nucleus; protein export from nucleus. Gene Ontology annotation, molecular function: small GTPase binding; nuclear export signal receptor activity. Lineage: Eukaryota; Viridiplantae; Streptophyta; Magnoliopsida; Poales; Poaceae. The transcript has 3 exons.